CAAAAUAUCCGGCUGGCAUCCAAACAUAUACAAAUAUUGGAUAUUUUCAUAGCACUAGUUGUUGUUUUUAUAAGGGUUGAAAAAAGGGGGUUUGACAUAACGACAAAAAAUAAACAGCAGCAUAGUAUGACAUAUUAAAAAAGAAAGCAACUAGCCAAAGUGAAAAAAGAAGUUUGAUCAAUUACAAAAUUGUUAAAUAAUAAUUAUUUUUACAAAAACGAAGACAUCACGGUGAAGAGUAACUCGAUUAAAUAAAACAUCUUUGUUACUAAUGUCGUGGUGCAUACGAUUUUAGUGUGAAAUCGCAGCAAAUGAAAACGGGGGUUGCAGAAAGAAAUUGGAAAGAAAAUUUUUUUGCUUGACGCUUUUGUGGGGGUCUUUUUUCAUGACGCCUAAACCCCAUCCUGGUGUAAGAUAAUAGAAUUUGAAAUAAUCAACAAAAUAUCCGAUGGUUCGUAGCAAAUCAUCAUCGUCCUCCUCAUCGGGUAAUGCCAGUAACAACAGCAGUACCAAAUCACCCAUACGCCAGUCGCAUCGUAAAACUUCCAGUACAUGUAGUGUAGCACUGGAUGAUGUCAAGCCAUCCACCUCAUCAAAUCGACGCUCACCCAAUUCCUCGCCGGAUGAUGAUUCCGAUGACUAUGAUGUUCCAAUGAAUACCAGAUCACCCUUUAGUUCCGUACAUAAACAAAAUCUGUAUGUGGUUUCAUUUCCUAUCAUCUUUCUUUUCAACGUACUUCGUACGCUAAUCUAUCAGCUGUUUUGUAUAUUUCGCUACAUCUACGGAGCGAGCACAAAAGUCAUUUAUCGUCCGCAUAAGCGUGAAUGUAAUAUUGAAAUUGUUGUUGGAUCCUCAUCAGGUGCACAAAAUUCCAGUUUGGUGGCCGUCUCGUCCAAGGAUAAACAUCAGCUGUUAGAACAGGCACACACAAAUUCGUCAACAUCGACAGCUAUUGCCCCAUACCCCUUGCCAGGGUCGAGAGUACGUCAUCCGCAACAACAAUUGGAAAUGUUCAAUAAGAAUAACACUGGUGCCGGAGGCGCUGGAGCCUCGGGUCCCGGACCAGGAGAUCCUUUGUUGGCCAAACAAAAACAUCAUCAUCGUCGAGCAUUCGAAUACAUUUCAAAGGCCUUGAAAAUCGAUGAAGAAAAUGAAGGUCACAAGGAAUUGGCGAUUGAACUGUAUCGCAAGGGCAUCAAAGAGUUGGAAGACGGCAUUGCUGUCGACUGCUGGAGCGGACGUGGUGAAGUUUGGGAACGAGCCCAGCGAUUGCAUGAUAAAAUGCAAACAAAUCUCUCUAUGGCAAGGGAUCGUUUACACUUUUUGGAAUUGCGUGAUGAACAGUUGCGUAUGGAAGCAUUACAUCUAAGGGAAGAACAACAAAACAAAAAGCAAGACAAUACAAGAAAUCGUUCAAAUCUAAAACACAGAAAAACCACUACACCGUCCACAACUUCCAAGGCGGCGGCGGCCACAAAAAAUGUUCAAGUUGUACAGCCAAUGCAAAUGGAAUAUAAUAGCUCGAAUAAUAAUAAUAGUGGUGGUAGCGCUGGUGCAAGUUGUUCCAUACCCAUGGUGCGUAUUAAUAACACCACGAAAUUACGCAGUAUUGCUGCUCACAAUAUCAGAAAUAAUUAUAACUCGAAUAACGCCUCAUCUAAUGCGGGGUCGCCUUCUGCCACAGCAUCGGGUCGCAAACUUACCGUCAGCUCGAAACGUCCAGGCAACCUAGCUGUUGUAAAUAAAUCACAAACCCUACCAAGAAAUUUGGGCUCAAAAAAUGCAAUAGCCGGUGUAUCACAGCGUCAGCCGAUUAAAACCGCUGCUACACCGCCUGCUGUUCGAAGGCAAUUUUCCUCGGGUCGAAAUACACCACCGCAACGUUCUCGUACACCCAUAAGUGGCAUUGGGGGUGGCAGCUCGGGUGGUGGACAAUCGAACAGUGGUGCCAGUACACCGGUUGUCAGCGUUAAGGGUGUUGAACAGAAAUUGGUACAAAUUAUAUUGGAUGAAAUUGUUGAAGGUGGCGCCAAAGUGGAAUGGUCUGACAUAGCUGGGCAAGAAGUUGCCAAACAGGCGUUGCAAGAAAUGGUCAUAUUGCCAGCUGUACGACCAGAAUUAUUUACUGGUCUAAGAGCCCCGGCAAAAGGUUUACUCCUGUUUGGACCGCCCGGUAAUGGCAAAACGUUAUUGGCCCGAGCCGUCGCCACCGAAUGUAGUGCAACAUUUUUGAAUAUUUCAGCAGCUUCAUUAACAAGUAAAUAUGUGGGUGAUGGUGAAAAAUUGGUGCGAGCCCUAUUUGCCGUUGCCCGGGAAAUGCAACCAUCGAUUAUAUUCAUUGAUGAAGUGGAUUCUUUACUAUCGGAACGUAGCAGCAAUGAACAUGAAGCAUCGCGACGUUUAAAAACUGAAUUUCUUGUAGAAUUUGAUGGUCUGCCGGGUAAUCCCGAUGGGGAUCGUAUUGUUGUUUUGGCAGCCACCAAUCGUCCACAAGAGCUGGACGAAGCCGCUCUCAGGCGAUUCACAAAACGUGUCUAUGUCUCGUUGCCCGAUAUGGAAACACGUGAGCUGCUGUUACGUCGUCUGCUACAAAAACAAGGUAGCCCCUUAGAUACAGACGCCCUCAAGCGUCUGGCAAAACUCACCGAAGGAUAUUCUGGUUCAGAUCUAACUGCACUAGCCAAAGAUGCAGCCCUGGAGCCUAUACGAGAAUUGAAUGUGGAACAAGUGAAAUGUUUGGAUAUAAGUGCAAUGCGUCCAAUAACCGAAAAUGAUUUUCAUAAUUCAUUGAAACGUAUACGUCGCUCAGUAGCCCCCCAAAGCUUAACAUCAUAUGAAAAAUGGUCUCAAGAAUAUGGUGAUAUUACCAUUUAAAAUUUAACUAGGUAUUAUUUUUCUAUAUAUGUACACACACAAGCAGAAAGAAACAACCAACAACACCACACACAGUCUCACUCCCUCAACUAUACAAAACUUACACUUGAUGAAUCUAUUAUAUACCUUUGAAUAUUUUUAAGUUAUGUAGUAUUAAAUAAUAUUGUAUUCUAUCUCUCCUAUAACUACAGCUGCAAGAAAGUCGUUCGUUAUCCUACAUUUCCCCACACUAAUCGAUUGCCUGCCUCCCUACACUACAUACUAUACGGGCACAUUGAUUGGGUGAUACCUUUUUUCCAUUUCAAGGCAUUUCAGAAAUGUGAGUUUACACCCAAAUAAUUAUUUGUUUCAUUAGUUUUUGGAUUAGUCUUCUCAUCACAGAUUAUAUGUUUCAAAAUAAUUCCAUGUUAGAAUAUGUUUUAUUUGUGCUAAAAAAGAAAAAUUGCCUUUUACAUUUCAUAGAAAACAAACUUAGAUUUACUCUUCAUUUUAAUGGCCCUAUGUUUAAUGUUUAGGUUAGUUAACAUUUCAUUGGCAAAACAUUUAGUUUUGUAGCGAAAAACUCAUUGUAUAUGCCGUUCAUUAUAUUUCGUGAGACAAACAUGUAUACAAGACCCAGUGUUUUCAGGUUAAAUAUUAUACAAACAUUAUUAUUUAAUUGCGGAUUUGUUUUAAAAUCUUUAUAAUUAUAAGUAUGUGUUAAGUUCAUUUUUAUUAAGCAAUUUCUUUCUAUAUUUAUACAAAAUUUCUAAUGUCAUUAUUAAGCCUUGUUUAUAUUCAUAUUUCGUCGUUUUCGUCAUCAUCAUCUAAAAACAUUGUACUCACAAUUGGUAUUGCACUGUUCCAUAAGAUUUCUAUAUGUAGUAUUUAAUAAAUUCGUUUUUAUACUACCCUCUUCUAGUAGAGCAAAAAAUUAAUACAUAAGUUACUAUGCAUUUUUUCUCCUAUUUCUAUUAUUUCCAUGUUAAUUCAUGAUACUCUUGUAUUGUGACAAAUGUCGCUGCAAAAUAGUGCUGUAAUAUAAUAAGAUUUUUACCUAUGUAAUAUGUAGUAUUUUCAAUGAAUAUGUUUAUAUUUGUAUGUUAAAUUCUGUAUCUUUCACUGUUUUUUUUUUUUAAUUUAGGAUGAGAAGUCUAGUUUUGACUAUAGAACUAUCAAACCAGGAUAACCCUUUUACAGAUCUAGUCUGGCUAGUAACUCCCCCACAAAAGGUCGAAAUUUUCACAAAAUUUAUUUUCUGCACAGAAAGAGAAAGGAUAAUCAGAUUUUGCUCCGACUUUGCAAAUCCUAAUAUUUGCGUCAGUGCAAUGUUAGGUGCGAAAAUAGACAAUAUCAGUCCACUCCAUCAAGUACUUCCCCACAAAGGGUCAAAAUUUUGAAUAAUUACAGCUCUUCUAAAAUGUGAUGCAAGAGUCCGAUUGUCUUCGAAUUUCACACAUCCCAAUAUCUAUAAUUUUGCUCUAACUUUGCAAAUCUUAAUAUUUGCGUCAGUUCUAGGUCAGGUGCAAAAAUGAACAAUAUCGGUCCACUCCAUCUAGUACCCCACAAUGGGUCAAAAUUUUGAAUUAUUACAACUCUUAAAAAAUGUCUUCAAAUUUCACACAUCCCGAUAAUUUUAUUAGACCUAGCACGUCGCAAUAUUUAUAACAUUUUUUCAAAACCCACUCCAUAGAGGGUCAAGAGUUUGAAUAAUUACAACAGAAGUCAAAAUAUUUUUAUAAAAUCGAAAAUUGGCUGAGAGUAUACUCUCUUUGAAAUAGGUGAAUUCAUUAAGUUUUGUUGGAACAAAACCAACUCGACGUGUUUCCCAGUCAAUUAAUCUACUAAUUGGUAAGAUUGUCAUCGAAGAAAAUGACAAUAGGCUGCAAGGUAUCUAAAAUCAUCUGGCCGGAGAUUUUUUACUUCUUCUCCAAAUUUCCGGCCAGAUGAUUUUAGAUACCUUGCAGCCUAUUGUCAUUUUCUUCGAUGACAAUCUUACCAAUCAGUAGAUCAAUCGACUGGGAAACACCUCGAGUGGUUUUUGUUCCAACAAAACUUAAUAAAUUCACCUAUUUCAAAGAGGGCACUCUUGCUAUGAAGAUUAUCUGUCGAUUUUAUGACCCUUGACUUGAUAGCUUCAAGGGCUGCCUGACCAUGCAUCCGGUUUCUAAGUGUCAUAUCCUGCCAGGGACCUCGCUUUUUGUUCAGCGUAAGAGGGUUCUUUAACACCUAAUAGCAUGUUAGUGGUUUGAAAGUCUCAUCAAUCGGUGGUUCAGUCGACUGCGCAGCAUUCCGAGCUUAUUCAUCAGCCAUUUCUGGCCGAUAAUUGACUUUACAGGUCCACAUUUUCAUAUAGCCCCCAUAUUAAUGUACCUUCUUCAACGGAAUAAUCUAAAAAUAGAUAUUUGAAAUUUGGAAUAGGCACCGCCUACUCUGGCAGAUAAUUGGCUAUAUAGGUCCAAUUUUUCGUAUAGCCUCCAUAUAUCUCUACCACCAGAUAUUCUGAUAAUAUUGAUAAUCUUAGAGGAUUUUUUUUCAAAUUUGCAAGUUCUUUACAAAUGGUGGAGGGUAUUAAUAGUUGUAGUCUACCAAGACAAAUAUUCGUCUAAAGGCUUUUCAAAUUUAUUUUUUUCACUUCCUAGCCAUGAAAAUAUAAAAAGCAGGAGCUUCUUACAUUUAGGAGAUUUUUUUAAAGGUUCUGAGGUCGGAUCGGUGUGCUUUAAAUUAUAAAAUGUUCAUUGUAAUAUUUGGAAUGCUUAUGAACUUAUAAAAGGAAACAAUGGCAUCUACAGAUGAGAUUGUUGGGAACAAGAGAAUAGGAUGCUUGGCCGUAGAUUUAUUAUCUUUUGCAGGGUUCUGAGCAUGGUAGGAGUCUUUUUACAUAUGGUAUGGAAUAAGGGGAAGCUAGGUUACAGUUUAAUAGUCGGUAAUAUGAAAUCUGUCCAGGCGAAAUUUUAACACUUUAUAAUAACAUAAUCUCAGGAUCUCUAAGAUUGAUGCCUGAUCAUGUUAGUCCUUACGAAAGUAAUCUACAUCAUUGGUCCACCAAACUGAAAGGUCACGCUAUUUCCCUCCCUAUACCUUGGGUGUUUGUAUCUCUCCUGCCUCAGUACGAUAAACGAUAUAAUAUUUGUGACGAAUUGUCUUUGAGUGUCGUUACAUCUUCGCCAGGUGGGUAUAAUUUUUCAUAGGGCGUAUAUGAACGUAUGGUUGCUAAUCAUGUUUUGUAUUGCUGCAACAUUUCCGCUGCUGUGUUCCUGGCAUAUGGCCGGAGAAGACCUGUAUAAAAAAAGUUUGGUUCCGACGUAACUGUUAUAAACAAUUAAUAUUUUCUUUAGUGAAAACAAAAACACUUUCUAUUUCUUAUAUUUAACAUUCCAUUAAAUAUCAGGUUAAACUAUAUUUUAUUGUAACUGUUAUCAGUCUUUAUUUUCGUCUUUAUUAUUUACAAGAAAACUAGAUAUAUAAAUCAACUUCCAUUUUAUUCAAACAAUAGAGCCUACCUAAAAUCAAACUGAAAAUAAUUGUUAACUAUUAACCAACACAUUGUACAUUUCAAAUAGCAUCAAAUCUAAAAUCGUAAUAGAUACAUACAUACAUAAACCCAUUUUCACACAUGGUAUAUAGAUAUAUAGCAAACAAUGGGAAAAAUAAUUGUUACUUUGUAGAAUAAAAAGCAAUAGUUUUAAACAAAUCAUACUAUUUAUUAUUUAACUCACAACACUACACAUGUUACAAUUAUGAGUUUUCAUGUUUGUUUGGCACUUGCAAUACUUUUGCAGAACAAUAACGAAUUAAUACUAAAAAAAAAAACAAAAUGGAUUAUUAUAUGUAUAUGUAGUUAAAAAAAAAAGAAACUA
Messenger RNA from Musca domestica (house fly), 6714 nucleotides. RefSeq names its product spastin (gene spas). The coding region runs from base 449 to 2875 and encodes 808 amino acids. Lineage: Eukaryota; Metazoa; Arthropoda; Insecta; Diptera; Muscidae. The record is from RefSeq and is a predicted model, not a curated record. Gene Ontology annotation, molecular function: ATP binding; ATP hydrolysis activity; microtubule severing ATPase activity. The transcript is spliced from 6 exons. Gene Ontology annotation, cellular component: microtubule cytoskeleton.